GAGUGUGACGGACCAGUCCGCUCUCCUAUUUCCCGGGUUUUUCUCGCGCUUCGCCACUUCUGCAUCUAAAUGACAAACCUAAAUAGCUAGGUUAAAAAUGCGUUGUCAAGGUCUGAUUCCGAGAACAUAACACGUACCUCGGAAUUCUGCAAAGUGUUUCUAGUAUUUUCGUCUUUGUUUACCAUUUUGGCUAUAUGAACAACCCAAGGGCCGAGGGGUCCCUGAAAUAACCAAACAAAGAUCAUGCGCCACGUCACACGUCGAAAAUCACGCAAUUUGCCAUGUCACGGUAGUAGUCUGGACCCAAGUUUGCAGGUCGUUCAUGAGAGAAGUGGAUCGUGUAUUUCAUCGAUAAAUAUUUCAUUUACCCCCUUUUGACUAAUUCCUUGGAGACAUCACUUUGUAAGAAGAUCAUGGCGGAGCUGCGGAAGGCGGCGGACCCAGUGGUUGAGUUCAAAACAUUAGCUCGUAGAGACGCCUUUGAGCGCAUGGACCAUGAGUUGAAACUCUUGUUUGACACAGUACCAGAUGACAGAAAAGAGGAAGCAUUGUUGAACAUAAGUGGUUUCAAAGAGUUGUUUGGUAGGUUUCUUGAAGAAACAGGUCCAUCAGUACAAUGGGAGAAAAUAAAGCCUCCUCCUGAAGGAUCUAUUGUUAGGUACGAUCAAAUACCAGAAGUCUCUGCUAGCGAUAUAAAGGGUGUUCUUGAUAAACUUGUGGUGAUCAAGCUCAAUGGAGGUCUAGGGACAAGCAUGGGUUGUACUGGUCCUAAAAGUCUAAUCUCGUUACGUCGUGAUAUGACCUUCCUGGACAUGAAUGUACAGCAAAUUGAGCAACUGAAUAAGAAGUAUGGCUGUAAAGUUCCCCUCGUCCUGAUGAACUCCUUCAAUACACAUGAGGAAACUAUGAAGACACUGCGGAAAUACAGUGCAUAUAAUGUCGAGAUAAAAUGUUUCAAUCAGAGUUGUCAUCCACGUAUUGUGAAAGAAUCUUUGCUUCCUUUGCCCAGGGUUAUGGGCAUGAAGGAAUUCAACGUUGAAUGUUUCAACCCACCAGGUCAUGGUGAUAUUUAUCGCUCAUUCUACAGUUCUGGUCUUCUUCAAAAGUUCAUUGAUGAAGGCAAAGAGUAUAUGUUUGUCUCCAACAUCGACAACCUGGGAGCCACUGUAGAUGUAAAUAUUCUGAAUUACAUGGAAAAUCCUGCAAGAUCCCCAGCACCAGAAUUCCUGAUGGAAGUCACUGAUAAAACAAGGGCUGAUGUCAAGGGAGGAACACUUAUAGAAUAUGAAGGAAAACAAAGACUGCUAGAAAUUGCGCAAGUUCCUAAAGAACAUGUUGAUGAAUUCAAGUCAGUUAGCAAGUUUAGGAUCUUCAACACAAAUAACUUGUGGAUGAAGUUGACUGCUAUAAAAAGGCUACUGGAAGAGAAGAAAAUGCACAUGGAAGUUAUUGUUAACAACAAGACCCUUGAUAGUGGAAUGCGCAUCAUUCAACUGGAGACAGCUGUAGGUGCUGCCAUGAAGAACUUUGAAGGAGCGCAUGGUAUAAAUGUGCCUCGGAGACGUUUCCUUCCGGUCAAAACUUGUUCAGAUUUACUAUUGGUCAUGUCAAACCUGUAUGACAUGAAUGAUGGCCGACUUGAUCUGAGUCCGCUGAGACAGUUUCCGUCUGUGCCCAUAGUACAGCUCAGUGGUCCAUUUUUUAAAAAGGUGAAGGAUUUCUUGAACCGUUUUGAGACCAUCCCAGAUGUGUUAGAACUGGACCAUUUGACUGUGUCUGGUGACGUCACAUUCGGCAAGGGUGUGUGUUUGAAGGGCACUGUCAUUAUAAUUGCCAAUCACGGUGAUAGGAUCGACAUUCCUUCAGGAGCCGUUCUUGAAAACAAGAUCGUGUCUGGAAAUCUUAGAAUCUUACAACAUUAAAAGAAAGCCCCUGUUACCUCCAACAUGAACAACUGUCUCUCUUUCACUCUUCCUCGUCUCUACAGCAACUGCAUGACAGGGGGUUGUGCGUAACCAACUGUAGUGUUAGUAGGCUUGUGAAAUGUAAUCAUUGUUUAGUUGUAGGUAUUCCUUGUCUAAUGUUAAAUGGUACUGGCUAUGUACCCUGCGAGCGGAGCACCCUUUGCAUUGUAAUCAUCUCUGCUCCGAGUGAGGGGAAAAGGCUUUACUUGCAGGUUAUUAAAAUAGUGAGUUUAGGUUUUAAUAGGUGAUGUGAUUGCCAUUAAUCAUAUUCUUUGGAUAGUCGGAUUUUUCAAUGUUGUUGCUUCUCUGAUUAAUUCGUAAUUUCUUUACUUUUUUUUGCAAAAUAGGUCAAAAAGUGAGUUAUUGAGAAUCAAGGUGUUGGUAAUGUGAAGUGUAGAAAAUUUGCCAGAAUAACAUCAGUAACAUCUCUUUUUUCUUCGUCCUAUUAAGAAAUACUCAAGUUUGCUAGUCUCGAGAAUUAACGAACUGAUCAACAACGUGAAAUUGUCUUGAUAUUUAACACAUUUUCACAACUAAUACAGUGAAAAUGGAUGGCGGUCAGUAGCGAGAAUUGGGGCUUUUAAAAAGGGUUAACGAACUGGGGGCACAUUUUAUACUAUGUCUCAGUUCUCAUUCAAUUAUAGUUUCGUAUAAUUUUACAGAUAAUUAAAAGGUUGUUUCAAAAAGGAGCAAUAGUCGACAAGGAAACAAGCUGAGAGAACUAAAAGAGACCAUAAUCUGCUUGUCAAACAAGCGAAACUCUCAUUGAUCGUUGUGAAAAUUUUAGCAAGAUCAAAACCGUGGAGAGUAGGUAACAAAGGACGAGAGUUUGAUGUGUC
Messenger RNA from Orbicella faveolata, 2803 nucleotides. RefSeq names its product UTP--glucose-1-phosphate uridylyltransferase-like. Gene Ontology annotation, molecular function: UTP:glucose-1-phosphate uridylyltransferase activity. Gene Ontology annotation, biological process: UDP-alpha-D-glucose metabolic process. The record is from RefSeq and is a predicted model, not a curated record. Lineage: Eukaryota; Metazoa; Cnidaria; Anthozoa; Scleractinia; Merulinidae.